Pomacea canaliculata is the source of this 498-nucleotide messenger RNA. Its product is annotated as neurotrypsin-like. NCBI's taxonomy places the organism in Eukaryota, Metazoa, Mollusca, Gastropoda, Architaenioglossa, Ampullariidae. The record is from RefSeq and is a predicted model, not a curated record. The transcript has 4 exons. Gene Ontology annotation, cellular component: membrane. The coding region runs from base 1 to 498 and encodes 165 amino acids.
AUGGAUAAGGAAGGAACACAUACUGGAAAGCUUGAAGCUCGAUUAGUCGGGGGAAGGCAGUCGGCGGGGCGCCUUGAAAUUCUGUACAAUGGAACAUGGAAUACAGUUUGUGACGAUGGCUUUCGAGAUGUUGACGCACAGGUUGCUUGCAGGAUGCUUGGCUUUGGAAGCUCAGGUGCUGUGGCUGUGGCCUCUGACACCUUCGGACCGGGUCAAGGCCGUAUUUUACUUGACGAGGUUAACUGUCUUGGAACCGAAACCAGCUUGGAACAAUGCUCCCAUAGCGGCUUUUUUCACCACGACUGUACACAUAAUGAAGAUAUCGGAAUCAGCUGUGAGACCCAGAUCGUAUUACCCGAAGCACGCUUAGUGAGCGGAAGGAGUUGGGAGGGACGUUUGGAAAUUUUGUACAACGGACAAUGGAGCACAGUGUGUGAUGAUCAAUUUGGAACAGAAGAAGCCCAAGUGACCUGCAGGAUGCUUGGCUAUCGCAGGUAA